Homo sapiens (human) is the source of this 2506-nucleotide messenger RNA. RefSeq names its product caseinolytic mitochondrial matrix peptidase proteolytic subunit (gene CLPP). Gene Ontology annotation, biological process: proteolysis. The coding region runs from base 45 to 974 and encodes 309 amino acids. Gene Ontology annotation, molecular function: identical protein binding; serine-type endopeptidase activity; ATP-dependent peptidase activity. The record is from RefSeq and is a predicted model, not a curated record. NCBI's taxonomy places the organism in Eukaryota, Metazoa, Chordata, Mammalia, Primates, Hominidae. Gene Ontology annotation, cellular component: mitochondrion; mitochondrial matrix. The transcript is spliced from 5 exons.
GUAGUUCCGCCAUCGGACGGAAGCCGACCGGGGCGUGCGGAGGGAUGUGGCCCGGAAUAUUGGUAGGGGGGGCCCGGGUGGCGUCAUGCAGGUACCCCGCGCUGGGGCCUCGCCUCGCCGCUCACUUUCCAGCGCAGCGGCCGCCGCAGCGGACACUCCAGAACGGCCUGGCCCUGCAGCGGUGCCUGCACGCGACGGCGACCCGGGCUCUCCCGCUCAUUCCCAUCGUGGUGGAGCAGACGGUACGGCGGCCGGGCGGGGACACGGUUCGGGGGCUCCGGGCUGGGUGGGGAUCGGCUGGCUGCCCCGGCCCCUCACCUCCAUCUUUCUACCCCCAGGGUCGCGGCGAGCGCGCCUAUGACAUCUACUCGCGGCUGCUGCGGGAGCGCAUCGUGUGCGUCAUGGGCCCGAUCGAUGACAGCGUUGCCAGCCUUGUUAUCGCACAGCUCCUCUUCCUGCAAUCCGAGAGCAACAAGAAGCCCAUCCACAUGUACAUCAACAGCCCUGGUGGUGUGGUGACCGCGGGCCUGGCCAUCUACGACACGAUGCAGUACAUCCUCAACCCGAUCUGCACCUGGUGCGUGGGCCAGGCCGCCAGCAUGGGCUCCCUGCUUCUCGCCGCCGGCACCCCAGGCAUGCGCCACUCGCUCCCCAACUCCCGUAUCAUGAUCCACCAGCCCUCAGGAGGCGCCCGGGGCCAAGCCACAGACAUUGCCAUCCAGGCAGAGGAGAUCAUGAAGCUCAAGAAGCAGCUCUAUAACAUCUACGCCAAGCACACCAAACAGAGCCUGCAGGUGAUCGAGUCCGCCAUGGAGAGGGACCGCUACAUGAGCCCCAUGGAGGCCCAGGAGUUUGGCAUCUUAGACAAGGUUCUGGUCCACCCUCCCCAGGACGGUGAGGAUGAGCCCACGCUGGUGCAGAAGGAGCCUGUAGAAGCAGCGCCGGCAGCAGAACCUGUCCCAGCUAGCACCUGAGAGCUGGGCCUCCUCUCCAGAAUCAUGUGGAGGGGCCAGAGGCCUGCCAGACCCCCAGCUGGGCCCUGCUCACCCCUUGUUGCUGGGCUUGGAGGGGCCUCUUGAGGAACUUUUAAUUUGCAGGGGUGCCCGCUAUGGACGGGGCAUUCCAGCUGAGACACUGUGAUUUUAAAUUAAAUCUUUGUGGUCUUUGCUCUGCGUCUGGGACACCCUCCCUUCUGCACCAUGACAGCGUGUACACAUCUGUGUUUCACAGGCCCCUUCUGCUUUUGUCCUGACCCCAAGAGGCAAGCCAUGUCUUCCUUCAACAGAUUCUCCUGAUCAUAUCCUAUAUUCCAGGCAGUGUUCUUUUGUGAAGAAGACACAAGAAACCCUCCUCAAAAGAGCUCCAUUCUUGUGGCAGUAGACAGUUACUAAAAAAAACAAAACAGGCCAGGCGCGCUGGCUCACGCCUGUAAUCCCAGCACUUUGGGAGCCCGAGGCAGGCGGAUCAUGAGGUCAGGAGAUCGAGAACAUCCUGGCUAACAUGGUGAAACCCCAUUUCUACUAAAAAUACAAAAAUUAGCCGAGCGUGGUGCACCUGUAAUCCCAGCUACUCCGGAGGCUGAGGCAGAAGAAUUGCUUGAACUUAGGAGGUGGAGGUUGCAGUGAGCAGGAUCACGCCACUGCCCUUUAGCCUGGGCAACAGAGCAAGGCUCUGUCUCAAAAAAAAAAAAAAACAAAAACAGGAAAGGUGGCAUGCAAGUGUGAGGGUAAGCGUGUUACAGUUUUUUAUGGGGUAAUCAGGGAAGCCCUCACUGAGAAGGUGGUGGUUGAGCAAAGCCUCAAAGGAGGUGAGGGGUGGAGCCUGUGUCCAGGCAGAGGGCACAGCCAGUGCAAAGGCCCUGUGACAGGACUGUACCUGGCAUGUGAGGACCUAUGAGGAGGCCCGUGGCUGAGGGAAGGUGGAAGAGAGGAGAUCAAAAAGUAGAGGUGAAAAUUAGCCAGGCGUGAUGGUGCACUUGAACCCGGGAGGCAGAGGUUGCAGUGAGCCAAGAUCACGCCACUGCACUCCAGCCUGGGCAACAAAGCGAGAUUCUGUCUCCAAAAAAAAAAAAGUGGAGGUGAUUGAGAAUAGAUCAUAAAAGGCCUGACAUCUAAAAGGAGGGAUGUGAACCAUGGAGGGUUUUGAGAAGAGGAAGGAAAAUAAGGAUGACUAUGACUCCUGAGGAGUGCACCAUGAGCAGAAACUGGAGAGCAGUUAGGAUAGUUGGAGUAAUCUAGACGAAAGCUGAUGGCAGCCCUGGCCGAGUGAUGAGAAAAAGUCAGAUUCUAGCUAGGUGGGAUGUGACAGAGAGCAGUUUCCAGAAACUCCGAGCUGAUGGCCCAAAGCAGGAAGAUGGAGACCUGUCGCCUGAGAUGGGAAGUGUAGGCAAAGGAACAGGCUUGGGGAGGGAUCAGGAGUUGAUUUUGGAUAUAUUAUACCUGAUGUUUUGAUAUGUCCCUCGACAUCAGGGUCAAGAGGUUGAAAUAAAAACGUAGGUGUCAUCGGC